Molecule: messenger RNA, 1728 nt
Organism: Parastagonospora nodorum SN15
Lineage: Eukaryota; Fungi; Ascomycota; Dothideomycetes; Pleosporales; Phaeosphaeriaceae
Exons: 6
Coding region: 1-1728 (575 amino acids)
Biological process (GO): regulation of DNA-templated transcription
Molecular function (GO): zinc ion binding; DNA-binding transcription factor activity, RNA polymerase II-specific
Source: RefSeq, a predicted model, not a curated record
AUGGACCCCUGCCCAGAUGUACAGAUCGAAGCAGCCGCGUGGAGAGACGCAGUAACCGCGAGUCUACAGUCUGUCGAGGUGUUCGGUAGCAGUUCUGCGGACAACGCUAUUGCAGGAGCCAUGGACAGGCGCCUUCCGUGGGAUCUUGCAAGCUGCGCCUGGCCUGGAGUCGCCCCUCCCUCAUCCAGUGUACUUGCAAGCCUGCUGUGUGCGCUGCGUUUUAUACAGCCUGUUCGCCGCGACGGGUGGCUCUGCUUCCCGAACGGCUUCCUCGUUGACACCAUCCACGCCCGUGGCCCUCUGACCGUCACAGCACCAUCUUGCACCUUGCACCUUGCACCCUGCACCCUCCCAGACUGCUACCGCCAAAACAAAGAGACGAUAGAGCCCAACUCCGACACUCCCGCCGCCACCUGCCUCGACAGUGUUGAUCUCCCACCAACCGACAAGCCGACAAGCGCCAAAGCCGCUUGCCGUGUCGUGGAACAAAAAUGUAAAUCGUUAUCGCAGGAACCACUCAAGGCCUCACGUGGCAAAGGAGCACCACCCAAGCUACUCUUUCCACCCACACAGAAGCACCCACAUAGCAGAAAUCCAUACAUGCUCAAGGACAAAGUUGUGGAUUCCUUCACACCUACCUUCACUACCGUGAAUGGAAGAGGCUCACCGCCAACCCCUCGCACAUCUGCUAGCACCUUGGGCAUGAGUGCACGUACAAGUCCCCCACAACAAACCGAGCUACGGCCGUCCGAGAACGGAUACCGCAGUGGCACCAGUUCCGCCUCUUCAAGCUCAUCUAGCCCGGACUCUGCAGACAGUCCCCCCAACAAGAGGCCGCGUUCAAACUCUCCUGACCACAACGUCAGUACGAGUGGAGGUAUGGAGGCUCCACAGCACCGCCAGUUUCCUUCCAUAGACCGGCCCACUGAGCACGAGCGACGUUGGACUGCCGAGCCUCAGUCACUCAAUGGCUACCGCGAUAUGCGUGAGCCGCGUCCGAUGGAUCAAGUGCACGGCAGCAUGCCGCCCAUGGCAACGCAGCAUCUGCCCCUCAGCGAGCAUGGCGGAUUUGAGCCUGGAAACUCGACCGACCCUAGCCGAACUGCCGCACAGCAGCAGAAUGACGCGAAAAAGAGAAAGAGACAGUUUGCCAACCGAACCAAGACUGGCUGUGGGACCUGCCGAAGGCGAAAGAAGAAGUGCGAUGAGGCGAAGCCUGAGUGUAACAACUGUACCCGUGGUGGCUUUAUAUGCGAGGGCUACACUAGCAAGGUCCCUUGGUCGAAGAAUGGCGCAGCGAAGCAGCCACCCCCGUUGCAGGCCAAGGAGCAAAUACCACCUCAUGAUUUGACUGCAAACUAUCCCAAGUGUCCAGGCUGCAAUCAGAUUCACAUACCGCAUUGCGAACCGACACGCAGCAACAGCCAGCCAUACUCGGAUCACCGGUCCCUAAACGGGUCUGAAGGUGCUCGAGUCCGACCAAUCGUAGUCGAGGAGCAAGAGCGCAAACCUCCUGCACCUAGCAGUUGGAACAGCGGCUGGAACGAGCCUCCGCGGGUUUCCUAUCCGGAGCAUGCGCCGUCUGUACCUGCGCAAUAUCCGCAGCCACCCGCUCCGACCAACGACAGGACGCCGUCGCACGAUCAUCACAUGCCUCAGCCACAAGGACCCCCUCCCGCCCCGGCAACACAAUUCCGCGAAUCUACCACCAUACUACUCAGAGCAUGA